Molecule: messenger RNA, 1848 nt
Organism: Thamnophis sirtalis
Lineage: Eukaryota; Metazoa; Chordata; Lepidosauria; Squamata; Natricidae
Source: RefSeq, a predicted model, not a curated record
AUGAUUUUCAAUAUUGAUGUGUUUAACAAAAAUCCCCAUCUCCUGCACAAUCUCACUCUUGGCUACAAUGUCUAUGACAACUAUGUGAACACACUUGGGGCUUCAGAUGCCUUGCUGGACAUGCUAUCUACUGGAGAAGCCAAUGUUCCCAACUACAGAUGUGGAAGAAAGGACAACAUUUUGAUGAUUGUUGAUGGAGCUUUCGAAGAUAUCUCCCUCCAGAUGUCAACAUUAGUCGGCGCCUACAAAGUCGCCCAGAUGGUGGCAACACUUGUUCACCCAACUCAGGAAAAAGAUUCAAAUAUAAAAAGGCUGCCCACUGCUCUUGCAGCGUCUUACACAGCACAGUUAAAUUUAGCAUGCUUCACAAUGGGGGAGACAGUGCCCCUCCUCCUUCUGAAGCCCUUUUAUGAUGAGGAACAUCAGCUGCAGCCGGGACAGUGUCUUGGGGCAGAGAGCAAGUCACACAUCUUCCUGAGCAACCAAGGUGUGCAGAGCACCAACAAAAGCCAGAAGAAGUGCCCGCAAGAUAUGUCUCUGCCUCAGUCCAAAUGUGUAGAAAAAUAUAUUGAAAAAUGCACCAAAUGUCCAGAUGAACAAUAUCCAAACAAGAAUCGAGUCAAAUGUAUCUCCAAAAGAAUAACCUUCCUGUCCUAUGAAGAUCAUCUGGGCAUAAUCCUUGUGUUCUUUGCUCUACUCUUGUUCCUAACAACAAGCCUUGUUUUAAUCCUAUUCCUUAAAUAUCUAGAAACUUCCAUUGUCAAAGCCAACAACCGGGACCUCUCCUUCACCCUCCUGAUCUCCCUCCAGCUUUGUUUUUUGUCCUCCAUUCUCUUCAUCGGACAACCAAGGAAAGCCACCUGUCUUCUCCGACAAACAGUGUUCAGCAUUGUCUUCUCAGUAGCUGUAUCUUCUGUGUUGUCCAAAACAGUCAUGGUGGUGCUGGCCUUCCUGGCCACAAAACCAGGAAACAGGAUGAGAAGAUGGUUAGGGAAGAGCUUAGCCAACUCCAUCAUCCUUUCUUGUUCUGGUGUACAAAUUUUCAUUUGUGCCAUGUGGCUGGGAGUUUCUCCCCCAUUCCCUGACUCUGACCUGCACUCCCAGUCUGCAGAGAUUAUCCUUCAAUGCAACGAAGGCUCCAUCACCAUGUUUUAUGUUGUCCUUGGCUACAUGGGUUUCCUAGCUGCCGUUUGCUUCAUUGUGGCUUUCUUGGCUAGGAACCUGNUUGGGGCCUUCAAUGAAGCCAAACUGAUAACUUUCAGCAUGCUGGUCUUCUGCAGUGUCUGGGUCUCUUUCCUGCCCACCUACUUGAGCAGCAAAGGAAAGUCCAUGCCAGUCUCUGAGAAACCUAGAGUGAAAUGCCCACUGAAUUUGGACCGUCAGGAUGGAGAAAAGCCAUGGAGCUAUUAUAGGCCAGGAGAACUUCUCAUUGGUAUAGUCCUCUCUGCAUCUGAAAUAACACCUGCAACAUUACCUUUCAACAUGGCUCCUUCUAGACAGAUUCAGUUCUCAACUUUUGAAAAAAAAAGAAUACUAUUGAUGAUUUUCAAUAUUGAUGUGUUUAAUAAAAAUCACCACCUCCUGCACAAUCAAAGUUUUGGCUAUAACAUCCAUGACAACUAUGAAAACACCCUUGGCACUUCAGAUGCCUUGCUGGACAUGCUCUCUACAGGAGAAGCCAAUGUUCCCAACUACAGCUGUGGAAGGAAGGAAAACCUUUUGGUGAUGGUUGAUGGAGCUCUCAGAGACAUGUCCAUCCAUAUGUCAACAUUUGUUGGCCCCUACAAAGUCGCCCAGGUUUGUGCUUCUCUUUCUGGUAAAGUGAGUGGAUUGUUGGUGUUUGAGUGA